CAGCGGUCGAGUGUAAUUCCCAUUACAGCGGGCGGGUCCUCUGUGAGUCAAGACUCGUCUCUUUAUAGCAAUAAUCCUGGGGCAUUUCUCCACAUUGUGCCGAAAACUUGGAUACACGACCACCGGGACUACAGGGAAUCUCAACCUAGCGAGGAAAUAAGGUAUGGCAGCCAUAAGGAAAAAGCUGGUGAUCGUGGGCGAUGGAGCCUGCGGAAAGACCUGUCUACUUAUAGUGUUCAGUAAAGACCAAUUUCCAGAAGUCUAUGUGCCCACUGUGUUUGAGAACUACAUUGCAGACAUUGAAGUAGAUGGCAAACAGGUGGAGCUGGCAUUGUGGGACACAGCAGGACAGGAGGACUACGACCGUCUGAGACCCCUGUCGUACCCAGAUACAGACGUCAUCCUCAUGUGCUUCUCCAUAGACAGUCCAGACAGUUUAGAGAAUAUCCCAGAGAAAUGGACACCUGAGGUGAAGCACUUCUGCCCGAACGUUCCCAUAAUCCUUGUUGGGAAUAAGAAAGAUCUGAGGAAUGAUGAGCACACACGGAGAGAGCUGAACAAGAUGAAGCAGGAGCCAGUUAAACCAGAGGAGGGCAGGGACAUGGCAAAUCGUAUUAGCGCAUUUGGCUACCUGGAGUGCUCUGCCAAGACUAAGGAUGGUGUGAGGGAGGUAUUCGAAAUGGCCACUAGAGCGGCGCUGCAAGUCCGCAAGAAAAAGAAGAGGGGCGGCUGCCUGCUGUUGUGAGAAAUUUCCGGUCCUUUUUUUUUGGGUUUUGAAUGACCCGGAAUGUUCUGUUACAACUUCCAACUGACCAGGAAAUGCCAUACUCUACAAGAUUUUUGACCAAACAGCAUAAAUACACUGUACUGUAUGUCACAUUUCAUGCAAACCAGGUAACCGGUGCGAAUUUAAAAGAAAGUUAAUAAAAUAUGCAUUAAAAGAAUGGGGGCUGGGCAACAAAACAGGUUACAUCAAUAAAUGACACACCUUGAUUUGGUUUUCCUCUAUGGCACAAGGUUUUUCUGCAUAAAAAUAGUUUAAUUUCCAGCUUGUCCUGUAAGGAUGAAGUAAACAAUAACCCUAUUGUAUUUUUGCACAUUUAUCAUUCAGCCAUUAUAACCUUGAUGGAAAUGUUUUGCUUUGGAACUAUUGCAGAUUAUGUUUAUCUAAAUGAAUAGAAAAGAAUAGAAAAAGAGCACAAAAUUUGGUGAUGGAAUCAGUGCCUUUGUGAACGUUCCCUCCAGAAAUUGAAUGUACAUUGCAAAGUGCUAGUUUAAAUUUUUGGUGGACUGUACAUGCUUUUUGAGUAGUGAAUAACUUAAAGCUAAUUAAAUAUAUUCAAAAAAUUCAAAAUCUCUAUAAAUAAUGAAUGUAUUUAUAGCUUAGGAGCCUUUCCUAAGAAUCAGAAAUUAUAGUACAUAAAUAUAAUGAGAAGGCCCAAUCACAAAGCCAACUGCCAGAUGGGAGUGUGACAUUUUUUAUUUGUAUUAUCCUAUCCAUCCUCCACACAGGCAUAAACACGCAUAUGCACAUAUUGACUGUGCUCUGUAGAUACUAAACUGGUUGAACCUGCUACGGGUAUCCUCUGAGAGAGCUGUCACCUAAUCUGACUGCAUUGUCCUGACAUUAGCUGUCUUAAAGGACACAAGCUCAAGUCUUGUUAAUGGAAAACACUUUAUUUUUAUUUUUUAUUUUUUUUAUGAGAUCACCUUUGAAUGUUUCUAGUCCUGAGAAAUCUCAAAUAAAUACACAAACUGGUGAUUGUUAGCAAACGUAUAUUUGUUUGAAUGAAUAGUUCACCCAAAAAUUCUGUCUUAUUUACCCAUUACCCCUGUGCUGUAAUUCUUUUUUUAUAAUUAUUAUUAUUUUUGCAGAAAACACAAAGAAUUUUUUAAGAAUCUUAUGGUAGAUUUUCAUACAGAUCAUCGCAAACAGCUCUAAAAACAAUGUAAAAGUAGUCAAUACUUUUGUGCACUGUUUUCUGAGUGUUCUCAAGCCGUAUGCUAGGUUGAAAUAAAAAUGUUAUAUCCACAUAUUCAAACUGGUGCAACGCUUUCAGUUAUGACGGAAGCAGGAACAAAUAGCCUUUCCGCAAUAACGACAACCUUGCACAACAUGUCGAUGUGGAGUUUUUGAAUCCGAAUGCAAAUAAUAUUUCAGAGCUUCGGUCGAAGAGGGUCGCACACUGGUCGCGUCUGCCGAACGACAUGGCUCGUUCUAAAAUUCGAAACGAAUGUUUUCUAUGAAUGUACUCACACCACCGCCGCUGCUUGGCGUCUCUCGGCGGCACCAACCAACAACUAUGGAAGCUGCUCAAAUUUCUGCCACGUCACAGAGCGCAACUCGCAUAUUUUCCAUUAAAUUCGACCCAAAUCAUUAUCAUCGGACAUAUAUUAUUAUUACCUGUGCCGUGUCCUAGCUGCGCCGUGGCAUGGGUCUUCUCGUCCGGUGUGCGACCGCCUUUUAGAUUAUCAGUGAAUAAUGACUUAAAUGUCUAUAUGGUCCUUACACAAAGCUAUCAAAGCAAACAAAUUCUUCAAAAAAAAAUAUUUUUCUGUUCCACCAAAAAAUAAAUAAAUAAUGGAAUACAAGUUUGAAAGGUUGAGUUCAUAAUUCAUAUUUCUUUAACCCUUAAAUGGGAGUUUUGCCAAACAUUAUUACAUACCUCAGAUUUUUAGUGACCCGGCAUUCAUAUCCAUCACAAAUUGAUCUACAACAUCCCCAGAUAGUGUAGCAUGUUUAAGACAAAUUAGAUAAUGACAGAAUAGAAUAUAUUAUGUUAUAUUUUGGCUUUUUAUUUUGUAUAUGUCAAGGAGAAGAUGCAACAAAUGAUAGAAUGGUAUUCAUCACUUCCACGCUGAAAUUUUUUUGCAACUCAACUGACCUUAAAAAGCAUAUUGAGCUAAGCUACGCAUAAGUUACAUAUACGUAUUUCCUUACUGAGUCUAAACAGACGUAUCAAAACGUUCAUGUGCUGUACUUACUAUAUUUUAUAGUUAUAUGUUGCUUAUUCGUCAAAUAGCAAUGUCAAAUGUAAAUCAAGUCAAUCUUAAAACAGCAGCGCCACCUUGAGUAACAAAUAAUAUGUACAAUAUGUAUUUGUACACUCAUUAGGGAUACUAAUAAUUCACCACCAUUGUGCAGAAAGUCGACACAAUGUAUUAUUUGUAAGACAAAUUCCCUGCCAUGUUCCUCAUUUUAAGUCGCUUUAGAUAAAAUGUAGUAAUAAUUUGUAAGAAUAUGCCACUCAUUUUUCUUGUUAUACACAAAGAAAUAGAUAUCCUGUGGAAGUAAACUUGGAUAUGAUAUGAAUCAUAAAAAAAAUUCUAAAAUUAAAAAACUAUUAUUCAGAUAUUAGACGAUUCAUAAGAGAAAGGCUGAGGAAUACUAAAGAAAAAAUGGAUGAGGUAAAGGAGGUGGAAUGAGGUCCUGGGUCACUAAAGACCUGAGGAAUGCAUUUAAGGGUUAAUGAGGUUUGUUUGGGUAGUAUGAAGAGGCCUUGAGUGCCUUGAAUGUUCCCACAGAAAUGUGUGCCUUUAGUCAUCAGUCUUUUAAUGCAAAUGGGUUGAGGAGCAAGUAUUGGGUAAUGCUGAGCUAAGCCAGAUGAAUGUUUAUGUGCACCAAUGCGUUUUAUCACAUGAUCAGUGUUAUAACAUUGCAAUCAUGUGGUCGGGCCAUAGCACACUCAACUCUGGUAGUAAAACCAUAGCUAAGCUGUGCAGUGUCCGCAAGAAAAACAUUGUCUAGAAGAUCUGUAGCUUUCAAUUGUUGUUUUUAUGUUCCAUAAACAUCAUUUCCUCUGCUGUCCCAUGCUGGUGCCAUGAGAUAUUUGACCUGAGCUGAGUUAGUAAUGCCACACAAAUCUGCCCUGUGUUGACUGUUUCAGAGUGUUGAACUUGUAGAUCUCUACUGUAGAAUAAGAUGCUUUCAGAAAAUUUUCAGGUCAUACUUCAUUCCAAGAUCAAAAGAAAACAUAAUAUUUUGCUAAAAGAUCAAAUUAAGCCUUUCUUAUUACCAUUUAAAAAAAAAAAAUAAUAAUAAUUCUUUGCAUUUUUUUUUUGCAGUUUUUAAACACUUUAUGGGAGAGGGGGGUUUGCUUAACUGUCAUGAAAAUAUCACAAUGAAAAGGAAAAAUAAAUCUUAAUGGUCCUUAACAUAUUUUUUUUUAGGCAAAAUACAAUUUCCAUUUUAUUUAAUUUUUUUCAUUUUGGGAUGAAAUAUGACCUGUACAUUUUUUCAUUAGAUGAAAUUGAUAUUCUUAGGGAUCGUUAAGACUGAACACGUCCUUGCAUUGCAAAAAGCUAGAUACAGCACAAUUUCUGGAUGUAGUUGUCUCGAGAUUUUUAAAAGUUUAAUGGGCCAUUCAGAGCAAACAUAUUUGUGCGCUAAAAAAAAGCAAGACCCCACAAAAAAAAAAUUAUAAAUAAAUAACUGAAGGUGCCUCAACAUGCAUUUUUAAAAAUGUAAGGGCCAUUCAGAGUGAACAUUCUUGUGCUAAAAAAAAAGCAAAACACAGCACAACAAACAUCUGAAUGCUUGUUUCAGCACAUUUUGUAAGGGUUAAGGGCAUGAUGAUACAAUUCGACCUUUUGCUUCAUUUGUGCUUGGUGAGGAUAAUUUGGGGGAGGGGGGUCAAAGCCUACCCCAGCACCCCCCUUAUUCCAGCCCUGAACAAAGGGUGUCUUAAGAAGCAUAUUUACAAGAUAACAUUCUUUUAAACUUGACAAGCCAUCACUGAAAAAAACUGUUGGAUGCGGCGCAAAAGUCAAAGAUGUCAAUCUAAUGCAUAUUUACAAACAAUUACAAAAUGGCGCAAACAGAUGCAUCAGCACGUUCGGUGUGAACGGGUUGUUUCAUGUCUAGAUCUGGCAAGUAGCACAUAAACUUACCAUCUAGGCAGGGACGGAUUAUGACUUGCAAAGGCCCAGGGCCAAUUUUCUCCAAGGGCCCCCUCUAAAUGUCGUUUUCAUGACGAAAAGGAGGGGGUGUCAAGGGCCCCUGGUUCCAUUGGCCCGGUCUGUAAUCCAUCCCUGCAUCUAGGAUGGUUGUUUACGAACACUAGGGACACAGUGCCGUGGAAUAUUACGUUAUUAAACAGGGCAUUAUUAAAACCCAAACUGAAAUGCACUGACUGUACAAUACAAUGUACGAGCAACAUCACAAAAGACACAAGUACAAACUACACCACACUACUCGCAAAUAAGAGGAACAAGUUCUGUAUUUUUUUUUUAUGUAUUGAUUUGUGGAAUCAUUGAUGAAAACCUUGUUGUUCAAAAACUUUGUUAUUCAAAAAUGUAGAUGUGACUACAGAACUGGGUCCAGUGGCAUCUGCAUGAGCAAAUUCCUGGUUACUACAGCAACCGGUCUUGGCAUACUGAGUUCCUUAUCAGGCUCUAAAAUCAAUCUUCGGCUGUGUUCAUAUGGUUGCUUCCUUUUUUCUGGAAGUUUUAUUCAUCCAGAUUUUUAUGAGCGCUCAUAGUAACAAUGCUUUGUAAACAGGACUAGUAAUGUAGUAAAUGUUUGAAUGAUGUAAAACCGAUUUAUGUUAAUAAAAUAUUUUUUCGAA
This is a messenger RNA of Xyrauchen texanus (razorback sucker), 5567 nucleotides long. Its product is annotated as rho-related GTP-binding protein RhoA-D-like. NCBI's taxonomy places the organism in Eukaryota, Metazoa, Chordata, Actinopteri, Cypriniformes, Catostomidae. The record is from RefSeq and is a predicted model, not a curated record. The coding region runs from base 164 to 745 and encodes 193 amino acids. The transcript is spliced from 5 exons. Gene Ontology annotation, cellular component: neuron projection. Gene Ontology annotation, biological process: small GTPase-mediated signal transduction. Gene Ontology annotation, molecular function: GTP binding; GTPase activity.